Monosiga brevicollis MX1 is the source of this 5770-nucleotide messenger RNA. RefSeq lists its product as uncharacterized. The coding region runs from base 437 to 5461 and encodes 1674 amino acids. The transcript is spliced from 20 exons. The record is from RefSeq and is a predicted model, not a curated record. Lineage: Eukaryota; Choanoflagellata; Craspedida; Salpingoecidae. Gene Ontology annotation, molecular function: oxidoreductase activity.
CCUGGUUGGUCAAGUAUCACCCCCCUGGGGUAGCUGUGUCUUGGUGUAUCUGGCGCAACGGCUCAAGGACUGGGGCAAAAGACUGUCGCGUUGUCAAUUUGGCGCCGACGUUGGCCAGCUGUGCUGGCUCGAGCGUUGGCAGAGCUUUGAAGGGCCCCUAGAGGCUUUGGCGCGCCCGGCCAGCUCUUAGACUCGUCGAAUCGGAACCCGCAUCCCCGUUCUUUGUGCUCGCUUUGUGGGCCUGGACCGCACUGGACUUGGUCGUGGAGGCACCAAUGGCUGGCGCUGGGGUAGCAGGAUCAAAUUGGGGGACAGCAAACUCGACCGUGCGCCGUGCGCCGUCUGAAUAUUAGUUCCUGAGGUCGACCUGCUUGUGAGUGGCACAUCUUCCUUGAUCGGGCGCUACAGGUUGCCUCUCGGCUGUACCCUUUGUGCCAUGGGCGCUUUGGUGAGCACGGCGGCUCACCCCAAGCCCCAGGCGGCUAGUGGGCUGCAGCGCGUGGCCAGCUCUCAGAAGGUGGCAGAGGCAGACGUGGCAGAGCUUUUGCAGCACGACUAUGGUGUUGAAGGCGAUGCCGCUACGGCCGAUGCCGUGGCGCAGUUUGUGGACGGGCUCGGUUCGGCUGUUGUCAAAACGGGCCCUUGGACAAAAAAUGUUGUGCACCUGACGCAGUUGGCUGUGCGCGUCACUGAGCAAGCUGGUGGGCUCGACAGCGCUGCAUCCUCUGCACGGCCCACACCGCGGGAGCGAAGCGCGCUGCUGCGCCAGCUUACAGCCGCCCUUACCUUGCUGCGACAUUUACUUCGCUUCUUGGUGUCGACCGUGUCGGAGCAAGCCUUGUUGGCUCACGUUGGCUUACCUGUCGUGGUCGCCGUUGCGCAGCUGGAGCCUGCCACCUACCGCAUGGAAUAUGUCUUGGCCAUUUACCGCCCACCGCAGCAGGAAACAGACUUGAGCACGGCGAUGGAGCAGGGGUUGCGCUCACCCGUGCCCAAGGUUCUCAAGAACAAGGCCUUUGCCGAUCCCUCUCGCCCACAGAGCCCACUGGUCGGCGAGCAAGUCACGCCCUCUGAACUGCUUAAUUAUUCCCACACUCUGGCCUUGAUGAAGCUGCUGGCGCAAGGGCUGACCGUCGAUGCCGAAACACAUGAAGAACAGGCCGUGCUGCUCGAAUCCGUGUCCACCAUGCUUGUGUUGCUCUCCAGAAAUUUGCACCAUGACUUUCGUGAGGCAUCCAUCUCGGCAGCCGUCGAUGCCUGGCUGACGUUGCCGUAUGAGGAACUUCAGCAAGCAUGGGUGCACCUGGCGGCGUUCCUGGGGCGUGCCAACGCCCUUGAUGCCCGCGAAGAGGAGGACGAUCUUGUACGCGACAUUAGCCAGCUAUUCUUGAUGCCCGUGGCUCUGGCCCAGCAAAUGUUCGGGGCCAAUCAGGCCCAGCGUGAGCGUGCGCAUCUCCGCUGGCAGCUCUUGCAGCUGCGCGCCCCGCAGCUCCUGCUCAUCCUGCUCUACUACCAGUCAGGUGUACGAGCGCAGCGGGGCCAGGCGUUUUGGGACGUUUUGCGCAAUGCUGGCCCAAGUAGUCAUGCACCAUCUAAAGUGCUGACGGUCUUUCCAGAAGCUCACAGUCACGUGCGCCGCUGGACGUUGUCUUUUGAGGAGCUUCUGACCACCUGUCUUCGGCACUUGGAUACCGUGAGCGGUGCAGCCUGGCUUUAUCACUGGCUCUGCUAUAACAACCAAUUUUAUACCUUCAUCUUGGACGACGCGCAGCGCACCAGCCAUUUGGUGCUGCGCCUCUUACAAGGCCUGCAUGGCCUAUCGUUGGCCAAGUUUGAACUGGGGCGACUUCAACUAUUGUGCUUGCUGAUGCUUACGGAGCGAGUGUCCUCGUGUGCUACGUUGCAAAAUACGCUCGUGGAAGAGGCCAGUUGGUACAAGGUGCAUGACGCGACGACUGAUUCGGUGGUGGAUCUGGCGAUUGGGUUGCUGAGCAACUGCCUUCACUUUAAUCUCAAGACUGUGCGGGACCGCGACUUUUUCAUCUCGGGAAUCGGCAUUCUUCUGAAUCUGGCGCCGUAUGCCGUGCAGCUGAGCAAUCACAGCUCGCAGCUGUUGACGCGGCUUUUCAAGUUGUGUCACCGCAUUUACUUUAACAGCCGCCAGGGACAGCAGAACUUGGCGCAUUUGCGGGCAGCGCAGCGCUGUUUGCGUGCUGUCUUGAGUGUCAUUAGCGCAACUUUAUCACACAACACGCGCAGUCAAGUGUCUUUGGUGUACUGUCUGUUGACCGAGGCCAAGCUAUUGGGGCAACUGGCCUCACAUGCCCAUUUAGGGCGGCCUUUGAGUAACUUGAAUACGCUAUUGCGCGUAUUUGAGGCGCUAUUGCAGCACGAUCGAGGCGCAAGUGUUUCGCACUGGACAUCGGCCAUCCGAGCCGAGCUGGCCCGUUGGCCUGCUGACCGCUUUCCCGAGUGUCAGGCUCAGAACCUGGCAGAGAACUCACAGAUUGCCAGCAUCAACUUGGGAAUCAAUGUGGCGUUAAGUGAUGGAGCUUUUCAAAACGAGAGCCCAAAAUAUCGCAUAAACUCAAAAGGCGCAGCAAGGCGCGAGCAUCAUUGUCCAGUUUGGCGGUCCACCUACUUCACCACCCCAAUGACGCUGAAAAACAAUUUCCUGGACACCCUUCCGUCGCCAUACGCACUAGAGGGGUCCACUCCCGGUCCCUGCCCCUACUUAGUGGCUCCUGCCGCGAGAGAAAUCGGAAACGUCCUUAUGGGUCGGGUCAUGGAUCCGGACACUUAUCCCCUGUCAAUUCCCCCAAUAACCCAGAAUUACCCACAAAGUUUGCAAAAGGUGACGUGUGACUCGGAAAACAGAUACGAUAAGCCUAGAGCGAUCGAUUGCAAUCGCAACACCAUGGCCUUGUUCGAGUGCGAUCGCUACAUGAUCGCACUCCACAAGCUGCAAACCAGCGAUGAUCCAAACCAUGGGCGUGUGGCGUACCGCCGCUUACUUGGAAUGCACGGCGGUGGCUUUGGUACCAAGGCUGACCAGGAGCAAAUCGAGGUGUGGAAAAACAACAACCUUGACAAGGCUCAUCGACCCCUUAUGAAAGUCAAGGCCGAUCUCGAUGCGGCACAAGCUGAGGCGGCCGCUCCCCUCUUCCCCGAAGGCAAGAGCACGGCCACACUGGAUCAACACGAUACCAUGACCUCCUGGCCAGACCCUCAGCCCAACGUCACGCCUCGCAAGAUCGAGGCUGACGCGCCCGAGAGCUACCUCACCCAUGAGUUUUGCUGGCACGGCUGGACACCGUUCUUCUGGUGGCAUCGACCUCUCAUGGCCGAGUUUGAGUGGCUGCUGCAAGAGAACGACCCGAUGGACAAGGGCCACAACAACUUUGACGCCCUUGGUGCCCACUAUCUCGACUGGGACAACUGGGAUGGCCUUGCCCUUCCCCCUUACCUCAGCAACCCCCAGUACAUUGUGCGCUCCGACAAAUUUGCUGACAAGGGCUUCCCACAGCACAUGGCCUUUCCGAACCCGCUCUAUCGCUGGUUCGCCCCCGUGCACGCCGAGGACCAGCUUCAUGAAAAGUUUCCCGGCCAGUAUCCUGAUGAUUUCAACUGCACGACGCGCGACCCGGCCUAUCGCUCACAGGCCUACGGGUACACUGAAAGCUGGCCGGUGCUGUACACUCCUGCUGAUCCGAGCAAAAAAACCAAGGCCACCAACUCGAUCCGCGACAUGGUCCACGACGCCAUGCUCAACCCCAACUUGGAGGAGUUUGCCACCACGGCGGCCGGUGGUAGCGGUAGCAUGGAGCAGCCACACAACCUUUUCCACAACCGCUUGGGCGGCUCAUACGGGGACGGCUCAUUCACUGGUACCAUGACCAGCCUGCAGUCCAUCUAUGACCCAAUCUUUUGGCUCCACCACUCCAAUAUUGAACGCCAGUUGAUGUCCUGGCAGCGCGCUUGGGUGCCAGAGAAUAAGCCCGGCUUCACCCCCUUGCCCGAGUCGCUCCCCGAUGAGGCCACCAAGGCAUACCGCAUCUAUCCUUGGACCAAGCCCAACUUGGUGUUUCCAACCAAUGGCGAAGCGCCUCAGUUCUCCUGGUCAACCCCUGCUGACGUCGAUGGUGAGGGUAACGCUGCAGCAUCAACCACAAACGACGGCACGAUCGGUGACUGGUGGGCCUACUCAACUCUGCCCUACGAAUAUGACAACUACCUCAUCCCGGAGGGUGACCCGCGAGGUGAACGUCUUGGCGCUUUUACCGUGGGCAGCCCGCGCCGCAUGCGCUUGGACGCCAACAUUGGCAAGCAGCCGUCUGGGCGCUAUGGGCUGGAGACGGGUGAUGGGGUGCUCGUGGACACGGUCGCCAUUCAAAACGCCUUUGCGGGCGGUGCUCGCUGCGCCCGCUGCCAGGGCAAGAAGGGCCAGCAUCUGGCCUUUGACGUAACUGGCACUUUUGGGCCUGAAGACCUGGAAGCGCUCGAGAAGUGGCGUAAGGCCGGAAAGCCUAAAAGGCGCGUGCCUGCCCUUGCACGCGCCCGCAUUGUACGCGUGUUUGCGGGCGACCGUCGCGUUGUCGUGGCAGAUGGUGACGUGGCGAUCGAAAGCGUCGACUUUUGGGCCAACCGUGGCCUUCGCAACCCAGCAGCGAAGCUCACUCUCAACCAGAAGCAGCAAGUCAACGUCAUGCUCAAGACCCUACCCGUGGCUCAACUGACCUCGGCAGUGGGGUCAGCUUCAGCCACGACCAUGGGCGUCUCUGGGCCUCGUCCAAUGGUCGCCACGACAGCCAAUCCUACGUUUGAAGCAGCCCUCGCCGCCAAUGGCAUGUCAAGCACGGUGGACUUUGAUCCGGCGCUCUGGACGGUGGGCAUGUGCCACGGAAGUGUUCAUGAUUUUACGGCCGAGCGCUUUACUGUCCGCCUCUACGACCAAGCGGGCCUCCAACCAGCCAACGCGUGGAUGUCGCAGCUGGCGGUCACUGUCAGCGAUUUGAAUUCUGACAACCUCGCCAUUGCCGAGCCAGAUGAGUUGGCCAAUGUCCUGGUGGUGGUGACCGAGAUUGAUGGCCCUGGCAACCCGUGGAUUCUGACGUCGCACCACAGGCCAAAUGCUCCUCACCCCGCGUUCCAAAAGGUGCAGCCCCCGUUCGAGUUGGCCAAGGUUGUCGCUGCCGACAGCGUGUGGAUUUAUGUGUCACCUGCGGUCCCAGAAGAGCGGCGCCAGGCUGUGCUGACACAUGCACUCGAGGGGCACGUACUCAGCCCACAUCCACACACGCUCAACGAGGGGCUGUUGGAGCCAACGCCUUCGUCCGAUCCAGAUGAGCCUGGUGAGUCUGGUCAGACCGCGUCCAAGCGUUCCCCUCAGGCGUCCCGCAGACACAAGCGUUCCACUCAAGCGUCUGGCGGGCCUCCGCCCAAGGUUGUCAAGGGGCUGUAAGUGCCACUCUGUGCUCGAACGAGCUCAUCGGGAUGUGGCACGACAUGUUUUUUUUUUUUUUUUUUUUUGUUUUGUUUUGGAACUGAACAAUGGGACACUCGUGCAUCGCCCUGGGAUUGUGCACCUGCUUUUGUGUUCUCUCUUUGACUCCUCGUCUUGCGUUUUCUGUUAUUGUGUGCGCGUGUUUGACCAUGUCUGCGAGGUUGUAUAGCUGCCUUGGUUAUCCACCCCGCUCUUUUCUUGAGAGGUUGGAGCUGAUGAUACUCGUGUGUGUAAAGCGCAAUACUCCAAUUGAUCAUUUUGACUGUC